AUGAUCGUCACGUCUUAUGGGAUGGGAUAUGAAGAUUCUGUCGGACAGUUCGAUCAUCAGUACAACGAGCAAUACGGUGCGUCUCUCGAACCCCCAAACGACGGCAGCGAGCUCGUCAUUUGGUCAACAAACCCCAAUCAUCAAGGCCUCGUCGCCGUCAUACAAGAUCCUCAUAUGCAUUCCGAGACCGACGUCCCUCUCUCGACCCCUCUCCCGCUACCUGUGUCGACAGACCCCUCAAAGUACUUCUACACCUCCCCAUCCGCACCGCUCCCCGCUUCGUCAUGUUCCACCUUGUCUGGUUGGGCUUUCGAUUAUAAGUAUGACGAAACUUUGCACCAACAAGUUCAUCAGCCGCUAACACGACGGCGUCAGCACCAAUCCCGGCAUGGUACGAAGCCCCUGGUUGGGAGGCACAUCAACAUCAGUUCAACCAUUCUAAUCUCUACUUUAGCCCGGACAAUUGGGAUCGGAUAG
Laccaria bicolor S238N-H82 is the source of this 477-nucleotide messenger RNA. RefSeq lists its product as uncharacterized. The coding region runs from base 1 to 477 and encodes 158 amino acids. NCBI's taxonomy places the organism in Eukaryota, Fungi, Basidiomycota, Agaricomycetes, Agaricales, Hydnangiaceae. The transcript has 2 exons. The record is from RefSeq and is a predicted model, not a curated record.